AUGUCCUUUACUCGACUGAUUCGAGCCCUUCGAGGAUGGCUGGAACCCGCCAGGCCAAACCCAGGGGACGUGGAGAUGCUGAAUCUUGAGGAUUGGGAUCACUCUGAGUCUUUCUCUGAUAAUGCACUGCUAGACAAACCCGGUUCCUUUUCAUCCAAACCUGUGUUGGAUGCCAACCGUGAAAGCAACAAAGAUGAUAAUAAAGAAGAGCAAGGUCUUCUAGACUCGAGCAACUCCCGUGUGAGCACAGAGACACAUGCAUCUGCACUCAAUAGCGCACAACUGUCACCUUCAACUAAACAGUCUGGUCUUGACUCCCGUGCAAAGCCAUUGACCUCUUCCACUUCUGGGCCAGCUGAUUUGCAGCCUUCCGAGAACAAGAAAGUUGUGCCUGCUUUUGGAGGAGACGGUGCUUCUGACGAGGCUGCUGGGAGAAAGACUGGUGUGGGUGCUGAUGUUGUUUCGAGAUUUGAUCCUGAGCGCAUUCGUUCGAAGAACCUUCCUACUCAAGCUUCAUCAAUUGCUUCUUCUAUCAUUCUCUCUUCUGCUGUUCUCGCUUCUGCUGUUCUCGCUUCUGCUGUUCUCGCUUCUGCCGUUCUCACUUCCCCCGUUCCCUCUGCCGUUCUCUCUUCUAUCGUUCUCGCUUCCCCCGUUCCCUCUGCCGUCCUCUCUUCUAUCGUUCUCGCUUCCCCCGUUCCCUCUGCUGUUCCCUCUUCUGCUGUUCUCGCUUCCACCGUUCCCUCUUCUGCCGUUCCUUCUCCAGUCAUUCCCACAUCCUUUCGUUGCCCCAACAGUGAUUUCAUUUCCCGUCAAGUGAUGGCGUGGCCUUGCAAUGGUGGGGACGAUGUCCCUGAUCUGGAGGCCUUGAGCAUCAUGGAGCGGCUUUCAGUCUAUGAUCUGCUCGAGAAAGAUAGGAUCCCGUUUGUCUCUGCUGUGGACAUGGUGAAGCCAAGUGAUUUUGGUGUUGUGCAGAUCUCUAGUAUCGUCUUCGGUCUCACCCGAAAGGAGGUUGUUUCUUUCCUUGGUCCUGACGCUCAGUGGCUGGCAAACCACAAUGGUGCCUGUCCCAUUCAUAUCAUAAUGGACCGUUCCACUGGCAAGACUAUGGAUUGCUACGUUGAAUUUACCUCUCAAAACAUUGCUGCACAGGUUGUUCAGCGCCUAGGCAAUGCCUAUGAUACUACCAGUGCUCCCCGGAUGGCUGGUCGCCACGUCGAGGUUUCACUCAGCAGCCAAGAUGCGCUACUGAAAGCAAUUUUCCCAAUGGCAAAGUGCAUCAAGUGGACCAACGGUUCUCCUAUUAUGCUGGAAGACAUCCCAGAAUGGUCAAAUGGCUUUGAUGGUUUUAUCACCCACGAGGAGCUCUACUGUCUUGGUCGUCAUUCAGACACACCUUACCGGAGUGUAUUUGCAAACCGAGUUCCCCAGCGAUGCUAUGAGUCCCUCAUCAGUGCUAUCUGGAAGUUCCCAUGGUAUGCAACCGGCAUGUACACUGUUCACGACCGCAAUCAAAUCUUUGAGGUCUUGAAGCAGAUGAUCAACAAUCUUCGCAUGGCUACACGAAAGGAUUUGCCAACCGUGGGUCUUGAUAUCCGCUUGCUCCGCGAGCUUACCUGGGCUGGAGUUCUUUGCCCCGGUCUCAACCCACGCCAGAAGUACAACAUUGCCUACAAAUCUGAGCUGCCUGAGCUUGAGAAGAUUUUGGACCAUGACUGGUGCAAUUAUUUCCCAUUCGACACCUUGAACUACGCCGAUAAAUUCGCUUUGGCAGAUUACCAGGUAUAUGCCUACCUGAUGUCCAAGGGCAAGAUAGACACCAAGAGCCUUGAGAAGGACGGUUACCACAAUGGCCACGUGAAUCCUCUGGUGCGCAGACUGUUUGGUCGCCACUGGUUCUCGUGGAAUCAUGACGCCACCGAAUUGUUGCUUUUCAAAGAUUCCAUCGAGUAUGAGCAAUGCAUCUUGCGCCGGUUCGUCAUAGCUGGAUACAGAGGCCAUCAUAAGGUCCCCCGCUAUGACUAUGAUGAUGAAAAGAAUGAAUCUGCACUCCACGAUACCAUCUCAGACACAGCCAGUGUGAAAUCUUCCGACAGCCAGACGACAGUCGUUGCGAUUCCUCGUGCUACUCCAGUGGUUUCUGCUCCAGAUUUCCCUCCUACACCUCUUCCUGCUCCAGUGAUUCCUGGUGCGGCUUUGCCUGAUUUUUUUGAUCAGCGAACCCAAGCUGCUCAACAGACUACCGAGAGAGAAAAUCUCCAGUCUCGCUUCCAGCGUCCAUUGUCUUCGCCCCUUAUUCGUUUCAGUGUUCAGCCGAGCUCCCUCAGCUAUGCACAGGCUACUGGAACUGACGCCCAAGAGCUUCACUCUCGACGCAAUGCCUCUAACCCUGAGCAGCCUGCUACCUUCCCUUGGACCAAGUCCGCGGAGAAUGUCAAAGAUGAUUCUUCUGAGAAGUCUUCUCAGGCUACACCUCGCCCGACCCGACUUCCGCUAAACUACACUGAUGCCAACGUUCAGCGAACCCCUGAAAUGCGCCGCUCCGGUCAACGUGAUUCUGGGGAGAUCGAUCCUCCUUUUAAUCCCAAUACCAACACUCAUGUUGCCAGUGUCACAGGAAAUGGUGGAUUUGAUCGCCAAUGGCGCUUCCCUUAUGCCGACACUGCUGUUGAUGUACCUCCCCCAAGUGCUGUCCCUUACCAUCGUGCCAUCCCAGCUUCCUCCAUUUGA
Molecule: messenger RNA, 2727 nt
Organism: Penicillium nucicola
Lineage: Eukaryota; Fungi; Ascomycota; Eurotiomycetes; Eurotiales; Aspergillaceae
Exons: 6
Coding region: 1-2727 (908 amino acids)
Source: RefSeq, a predicted model, not a curated record